Molecule: messenger RNA, 2082 nt
Organism: Echinostoma caproni
Lineage: Eukaryota; Metazoa; Platyhelminthes; Trematoda; Plagiorchiida; Echinostomatidae
Source: the annotation of a GenBank genome assembly
AUGUUGUUGGCUCCACUGAUCGCUAUCCUAGUGUUUUCUUUCACUAUCGCUGAUGCCCAGCAUUCACCACCGAAUCCGGGAAAUUUCCGCUUUUACGAAGUUGCUAAUCGACACCUGGCGGAAAAUAUGUGCCCAUUUCUGGUCUUAGGGGAUAAAAAAUUGCCCAUCGUUUGUUGGCAGUGCGGCUUCCCAGCCGGUUUGAAUUCUAAUUUCUGCUAUGAGUUGGAAUUCUGUAUUCGAGCCUAUUGGGGUCAGCUGUUGACCAAAUCACGAUCCAGAACGGCUCUUCUUCGGAAAAUGAAUGCCCAUCGAGGUCUCUAUUCUCGUGCAAAGGAGGACGACAAGUCACGUGAAGUGAACCGUUAUGAAUAUGAUUGCUGUCCAGGCUUUGAACGAAGCGACCUGGUUGACAACAAGUGCGUUCAGAUGGAAACAACCUGGAAAACCAUUGUCCGCUAUCUGAAGGAGCGUGGAAACGUGGAAACCGCCUCGGCGUUAGCCGACAACACAGAUCUUCCGGAUUUGUCUCAGGACCCGGCGAAAUACGUAUACACUGUAUUUGUUCCCAAAGAAGAUGGAGAUAUAAAGUCACCGGAAAUCGAUUAUCGUAGUGGUGGAAAUUCCGCUCGCAAUUUGGUCACAAAAGGUCGCCACUAUGCGCGCGGAUUCACCAAUGGACGCACAAUUGCAAACGAGAACAAUUCACCGCUGAAAAUCACCACCUAUUCGAACGGGGCAAUACCACCUUCAAACCGCUACCCAACAGUUUUGUCCCGUCUGCAAUCGGAUCCAAAUUUGUCUCAGUUUGUGCAGGCAUUGCCGUCGGAUGUGCGUUCGGCACUUGAUCGACGCGAUUCCAGCAUCUGGUACACCGUGUUUGCACCGACUAACCGUGCAUGGAGUGAAGCCGUUUCGCGUUUACCAUCGGGAGAGCCUGUCGCCAAUUUGGCUCGUCACCACGUGCUGAGAAAGAUGUUGUGCGCCCGAGCCAUCACGCAAGAGUCUUCAUCCAUUGGUCCCACCAUGGCUGAUGAUUAUAUCCGUGUGACUCGCACGCCAAAUGGCAAACAAGCAGUGUUCGAUGCUUGCAACGAACAGAUCGUAUUGGACAAAGCAGAUUUGAUGUCGGGUACCGGAGUGGUACAUGUGAUCGACAAGGCCAUCAUUCCUCUGGGCUCGAUGGACCUGAAUGAUGCGCUUCAGUGUCUACAACGCGGCCCCCAAAUCGAUUUGGCCAGAGCAGCCAGAGAAAUGGAAGAAUGCAAUCUGGCAAGUAAUUCCAAGGCCAAGUUGGUUCUAUUGCCGACCGCGGCUGCACUUCAAGGAAAAGGGAGCGAGAAUUCAGAUCUGCUGCGGCGAAUGCAGUCAGAUCGCAGUUAUCGAUGCAAAGUGUACGCUUACCACCUGCUCACUCCGGACAAUCCACAAAGUAUGCAGAACCCUAAACACUAUGGGUUUGUUCAGGAGGAGAAAUUCCGUACAGAUUAUACAGCACCCGAUGGAUCACCGGCUUAUGUGACCGGUAGUUAUGUACGAGAACGUGAUGGUAGCAAGUUGAGUUUCAACGGAGCCACAACAACCAGCCUCAAACCGCUCAAAUUUCGAAACGGCUUGAUCUAUCCAGUAGAGAGUGUCAAUCAGCCACCGGAAAAGUCUAUGAUGCAGCUCAUUCGAGAUGAACCAAACACAAUAGAAAUUGCGCGAAAAAUGCAAGAAACUGGCAUCCAACAAGAGUUCAAUCGUCUUGGAAACAAAGUGUUGUUUUUGGCUCCCAUUGAUAUGGGUUGGAAGACACGUGAUCUGGAAAACGCUUACUCUACUCCGCAAACACGUAAACUGCUACAACUUCACACGAUUCCGCACCCAAUGUUCGGUGGUGAAAACGGAUUUGUCUGGCAUUCCACAAUACUCAAGGUGGACAGUUUGCUACCCGAUCGCAGUGGUGGCCGUGUUCAAUUAACUAUCAAGCGUCAUCCGGAUGGGAACACAUUCAUUGGUCACUCGGAACUACCGGAAAAACUCUGGGUAACUAUUGAAUUUUCUUACCUCUUUGUUUGCGAUUCCCAAUCCCAGUCAACUUAA